UGAGCUAGGGUAGCAGGGCCGCUCCUGGCGGCGAGUUCCAAUUGGCUGAGCGCUAGCAAGAGGCGGGUCCUAAUUGGCUGGGUGGCUGCGAGCGGUGGGGUUAAGCCCGGCGCCCCGGCCCCCGGCCUACGCUAGAUCCCUGAACGCUGCAGCCGACCUGCUGCCACGGUCGGGCGCCAUGGAUCUCCGCACCUCUCGCGCGACCCUGCUCCGGAGUGGCCCCCUGUUCCUUCUGCUUCUGCUCAUGCUGUUGGUGGAGCCGGUGCUCCCAGCCAAACGUCACCCCCCGGUGGUGCUGGUGCCUGGUGACUUGGGUAACCAGCUGGAAGCAAAGCUGGACAAGCCAAAGGUUGUACACUACCUUUGCUCCAAGAGGACGGACAGCUACUUCACACUCUGGCUGAACCUUGAACUGCUUCUGCCUGUCAUCAUUGAUUGCUGGAUUGACAAUAUCAGGCUGGUUUACAACAGAACAUCUCGGGUUACUCAGUUUCCUGAUGGUGUGGACGUACGUGUCCCUGGCUUUGGGGAAACCUUCUCACUGGAGUUCUUGGACCCCAGCAAAAGUAAUAUGGGUUCCUAUUUCCACACUAUGGUGGAGAGCCUUGUGGGCUGGGGCUACACACGGGGUGAAGAUGUUCGAGGAGCCCCCUAUGACUGGCGCCGAGCCCCAAAUGAAAACGGGCCUUACUUCCUGGCCCUCCGAGAGAUGAUCGAAGAGAUGUACCAGCUGUAUGGGGGCCCUGUGGUGCUGGUUGCCCAUAGUAUGGGCAACAUGUACACGCUCUACUUUCUGCAGCGGCAACCACAAGCCUGGAAGGACAAGUAUAUCCAUGCCUUCGUGUCUCUGGGCGCGCCCUGGGGGGGUGUGGCGAAGACCCUACGUGUCCUAGCCUCAGGAGACAACAAUCGCAUCCCUGUUAUUGGGCCGCUGAAGAUCCGGGAGCAGCAGCGUUCUGCUGUCUCCACCAGCUGGCUACUGCCUUACAACCACACCUGGUCAUCUGAAAAGGUAUUUGUGCACACAUCCAGGACCAACUACACACUGCAGGACUAUCGCCAGUUCUUCCAGGACAUUGGCUUUGAAGAUGGCUGGCUCAUGCGGCAGGACACAGAAGGGCUGGUUGAAGCCAUGAUGCCACCUGGUGUGCAUCUACACUGUCUUUAUGGUACUGGUGUCCCCACACCAGAUUCCUUCUACUACGAGGGCUUCCCCGAUCGCGACCCAAAAAUCUGCUUUGGUGAUGGUGACGGCACUGUGAACUUGGAGAGCGUCCUGCAGUGCCAGGUCUGGCACAACCGCCAAGCACAUAAAAUAACAUUGCAAGAGCUGCCAGGCAAUGAACACAUUGCAAUGUUAGCCAACACCACUACCCUGGCCUAUCUGAAAAGUGUGCUUCUUGGACCCUGAUUCUUGUGCCAGACAGGGCUGCUGAAUAGCUGGACCAUGGAACUUCUCUUGGCCCCUGAGCCUGUCGUAGCCUAACAAGCUUAGCAAAGUUUGUGACCAUGAUUCAAGGUCCUAGGUCUUGGGCUGUGAGGCAGCUGCCUCAGAGGAAGUGCUAUUUCUUAUCUUUCCUAUGUGAUGGUGAAGGAGGAAGAAAUAAGUGUGAACUCGAGGGGCAUCUGAUGGGAAUGCUGCUGCUGCUGGAACUGCUGUGACUCAAACUGGCUUGUCGGGUAGACUGGUUGGCUCUGGGCCCCAGUCCCCAACUCAGGGGCCAUGCAGUCCUCCUACCCCUGUGAGCUUUCCACUCUCACCCACUGGGCCCUAACCUUCCUAUGAGGGAUGUUUCUGAGCUGAGGUCCCUGCCCCUGAAGGUUCUAGAGUGACUCUCAGAUGAUCUUCCCACAUAACGGCCGCAGGUAGGCCUGCCACACUGGUCAUGAAUGGCUGGAACUGCUGGCCUCCCUGGUUAGACAGCCUGAGUGUGGCUUCCUGGAGGCAGCCUGGUACCCCCUGCAGGUAGGGGCAGUUUGUUGGCUUCUCCAUUGUUCCCAGGCCCUGGGACAUUCACUCCACUCCUACCUCUAGCCUUUAGCAGCAUCCUGGUUCUAGACUGAGCAGCAGAGGUUCCCCUCCCCUCUCCCCACAAUUCUGGGGGCCAUGUCCUAGGAUCCCUGGUCCCUUGAUAUGAGUCCUGGUACUGAGGCUGGCUCUCUUGGCUCUAGGACUGUGGUUAAGGGGAACAGGCCCCAGUCAUGGCCUCAUAGCUAGGUACCUAUGAAGAAAAGGAGUUCCAGGGAGCAAUCAUGGCUACUCAGAGCUGUCCUGAACACCAUAUUGCACCCUGCUCUAAGGUGUCUCUCUCUCUUCUUUUUUUUUUU
Nannospalax galili (Upper Galilee mountains blind mole rat) is the source of this 2328-nucleotide messenger RNA. It is a transcript of the gene Pla2g15, whose product is annotated as phospholipase A2 group XV. The record is from RefSeq and is a predicted model, not a curated record. Bases 179 to 1411 code for a protein of 410 amino acids. Gene Ontology annotation, cellular component: lysosome. Gene Ontology annotation, biological process: ceramide metabolic process; phosphatidylcholine metabolic process. NCBI's taxonomy places the organism in Eukaryota, Metazoa, Chordata, Mammalia, Rodentia, Spalacidae. The transcript has 6 exons.